UGCGCUUGGAACAUUUCUGGUGGUAAAUAGUUUGUUUUGAGUCUUGUAGGCUUAGUGUUUCGGUAUGAACUGAGCUGAUUUGGAAAGCGUCUUAUGCUAUAAAGUGUUAUCAGGCAUCUCAGCAGUAUUUGAGACACGCCCUGUUGAGCAGAACAGACACGACAGUCUCACUAUUCACUUAUCUGAAGCGCAUCACUGUGAUGGAGAAGCCGGUGUGAAGGCACUGUAAAAUUUUCUGCUCGUCGGUGAUUUGGCGAAAUUUUGUGAAUAGCCUAAAGAAGUUUAACUUUUGAGUGGAUCGCGAGUGAAGCGGCCUCAACAUGGGCUGUGUGGGGACCAAACCGGAGCAAGAUCCUAUUGGCAAAUCAGUGAACAGUGAUGACAACCGCAACGUGGCACAUUACACCAAAGACCCCACAACAGGGGGCAAAGCUAACAGAACCACCUCCAAUGCACAGACUCCUGGGACAGAUACUUCGGAGAACAUUGCCAUAGCUCUGUAUGACUAUGAAGCCAUGCAUGAAGGUGACCUAGGCUUCAAGAAAGGAGAUCGACUCAGAAUCCUGCAGGAGUCUGGUGAGUGGUGGAAAGCAGUAAUCAUCAGCACUGGUCAAGAGGGCUUCAUCCCCAGUAACUAUGUUGCCAAAGAUACUCUGGAAACUGAAGAGUGGUUUUUUAAAGGUGUCAGCAGGAAGGAUGCAGAGAGACAGCUGUUGGCCACUGGAAACAAAACAGGCUCCUUCAUGAUCAGAGACAGUGAGACUACCAAGGGAAGUUACUCUCUGUCUGUGAGAGACAGCGACCAUCAGGCUGAUACAGUCAAGCAUUAUAAGAUCCGCACACUGGAUAAUGGCGGUUUCUAUAUUUCCCCACGGAUCACAUUCAACACCCUGCAGGACCUGGUCACCCACUACAAGAAGCAGAGUGAUGGGCUGUGCCAGUCUCUCACCUCUCCCUGUCUGAGUCCCAAACCUCAGAAACCUUGGGAGAAAGACGCAUGGGAGAUUCCACGCGACUCCCUCAAACUGGACAAACGUCUGGGAGCAGGACAGUUUGGGGAGGUCUGGAUGGCAAUGUACAACAAGCACACCAAAGUGGCGGUGAAGACUAUGAAGCCUGGCAGUAUGUCUGUGGAAGCUUUCCUAAUGGAGGCCAACUUAAUGAAAACCCUACAGCACGACAAACUGGUCCGUCUCAACGCUGUGGUCACCAAAGAAGAGCCCAUUUACAUCAUUACAGAGUUCAUGGAGAAAGGCAGUUUACUGGACUUCAUUAAAAGCGACGAAGGGAACCGAGUCCAGCUGCCCAAACUGAUCGACUUCUCAGCACAGAUUGCAGAAGGUAUGGCUUACAUUGAGCAGAGGAACUACAUUCACAGAGAUCUUCGUGCCGCCAACAUCCUGGUCAACAAGAGUUUAGUGUGUAAAAUUGCUGAUUUUGGACUGGCGCGUAUCAUAGAGGACAACGAAUACACUGCUAGAGAAGGUGCAAAGUUUCCUAUAAAGUGGACAGCUCCAGAGGCCAUAAACUAUGGCUCCUUCACCAUUAAAUCCGAUGUGUGGUCUUUCGGCAUCCUGCUGACUGAAAUCAUUAGCUAUGGCCGCACGCCAUACCCAGGGAUGACCAACCCCGAGGUAAUUCGUGCUCUGGAGAGAGGUUACCGCAUGCAGCGUCUGGACUCCUGUCCUCAAGAGCUCUACGACAUCAUGCUGGAGUGCUGGAAGAACAAGCCUGAGGACAGACCCACCUUUGAGUACCUGCAGAGCGUGCUGGAGGACUUUUACACUGCCACCGAGAGCCAGUAUCAGCAACAACCUUGAGGAAAAUACACACACACACAAUAUCUCAAUCCUUCACAUCAGGAACCCUCAAAGAAAUCAACACACAUAUCCACCUUUUUUUCUGCACGUGUCUAUUGCAUUUCAAAUUAUGGGUCUGUUUGGUGAACCUCCAUUCAAAAGAACUGAAUAAAAUCAUUUUAGAUGAUAGGGUUGUACCACUAAAAGGAAUCCAUAUACAGAGUGAAAACUAUGUGAGAGUUACAUUUGGCCUCGUACUUUAUUUUUAUCCAUCAUAAUAAUUUGCAUGUUGUCCUCUUCUAAGUGCUCCGGUUUCCCCCACAGCCAAAGACAUGCCCUAUAGGUGAACUAAUCAAACUAAAUUAGCCAUAGUGUAUGAGUGCGGGUGUCAAUGCAAGCAUGAUUGGGUGUUUCCCAGUACUGGGUUGCAGCCAUAAGGACAUCCGUUGCGUAAAACAUAUGCUAGAAUAGCUGGUGGUUCAUUUCGCUGUGGCGACCCCUGGUAAAUAAGGGACUAUAAAUGAAUGAAUGUGUUUUGUUCGUCCAGAUUUUUAUCUAUUUGUAUUCACUUCAGUACAGUAAUAUUUAAUCCAUGUCUGUAAUAUUCCCUCAGAAAGAUUUGUAGAGAGUAAUUUUUGGGAUUAUUUAUGGUUCGUAAUGAAGUUUGCAUUGCGCGCUCGCAUGUUUUAAAUUUUUGGUGCGUUAAUCUGCUUAAUAAUAUUAUUCAGAAAGUCAUGAUUCGCACUCAUUACUUUAUUUUGCAUUCUUGGGAGAUACAAAACACAGACGUUUCGACACAAUGCCUUCCUCUUUGCUUUACACAAUCCUCUCACUCCACCCUUUUAUCUCACAGUCAAUCACAUUACGUCAUCAGUUAGACGCCCACUCGAUCUCAUUUUCGUUUCAAUAUAGUGUAAUUAACAACACAACAAAUUGCAUGAAGGCAUUGUGCCAAAAUGUCUGUGUUUUGUAUCUCCUAAGAAUGUAAGAUAAAGCUAUACAAAGUAAUUAUUUAAUGAGUGCCAAAUCAUGACCUUCUGAAUAAAAUUCUUCAUGGUCCGCCAAAAGUAAUUUGUUAGUUCUAUUAAGUUGCUUUUUAAAAUUCAAUGAAUACAAUAGAGAAUAAUGACAUCUAGUUGUGCCCAACUUAAAAAACAACAACAAUUGAUCGUUUACAAUUUAAGUUACAUGAAGCUGAGAUUUUCUAAACUACAUGGAGAUGGAAAUCUGUGUAUUACUCACUAUUGAAAAAAGUGUAACGGCUAACAUGGAUUCCACAAGGCACCUCAGCCAAUCAUGUACUGGCAUUAACAUCGCUGGCCAGCAUUUACAGUUGACAGACCUAGCUGAUGCAGCAUUCCCUAUCAUGCUGUUUUAUUAAAAUAUACAUUUGAUUCACCAUGAAUGCGUUGUUUAGUCUAAAACAUUUUGAUGAUUAGCGAACAGGCUUUCGAUUGAUAAAAUGACAAGUUAUUUAAUCAGAAAAGCUGUUUAUUCAGUAAAGUGAUGCCUCUCCAUUGACAUCCAUUAAAAAAAAAUUAUAAAAACGACCUCAGGGCUUCUUCCUCAUGGACUGGCGUUAACUGUUAUGCCAUUUCAGCUAAUGAUUUUCGACUUGUCAUCUAAUGGCUUUGGUUACUCUUAUAAUUCACGCAAAGCAUCAUGGGCUGUGGGAAAAAGGUUGUGUUAGCAUUAGCCAUUACACCUUUUUGGCUAAUGAUUUCUGGCUUGUCAUUUAUUGGCUUGGUUACUCCCAUAAUUCAAGCAAAGAAUCACGGGCUGUGGAAAAAAGGUGGAUAAUUUAUCCAUGCCAACCCAUUGACUUUAUACAUAUGUAGUGAUAUCAAAUGUGAAAGCGUACAGUGUGUUAUUUGAAUUACAUGUAAAUGAAUACAUUUCUAAUUCCUGCACAGCCUUUGCCUUAUGCCGAGUGCUGCACAACAGAAGCUCUAUAGUUACCAUUUUAAUGUAAUUGUGCAAGAGAUAAUAUUGUCCUUACUUUUCUGAUUUAUUUGUAAAAACGUAACAGU
Molecule: messenger RNA, 3829 nt
Organism: Danio aesculapii
Lineage: Eukaryota; Metazoa; Chordata; Actinopteri; Cypriniformes; Danionidae
Gene: hck
Product: HCK proto-oncogene, Src family tyrosine kinase
Exons: 13
Coding region: 321-1820 (499 amino acids)
Biological process (GO): innate immune response; cell differentiation; cell surface receptor protein tyrosine kinase signaling pathway
Cellular component (GO): extrinsic component of cytoplasmic side of plasma membrane
Molecular function (GO): ATP binding; non-membrane spanning protein tyrosine kinase activity; signaling receptor binding
Source: RefSeq, a predicted model, not a curated record